Messenger RNA from Papaver somniferum (opium poppy), 1263 nucleotides. Its product is annotated as zinc finger BED domain-containing protein RICESLEEPER 2-like. The transcript is spliced from 4 exons. NCBI's taxonomy places the organism in Eukaryota, Viridiplantae, Streptophyta, Magnoliopsida, Ranunculales, Papaveraceae. The record is from RefSeq and is a predicted model, not a curated record. Gene Ontology annotation, molecular function: DNA binding. The coding region runs from base 1 to 1263 and encodes 420 amino acids.
AUGUGUGUGACAGUGCACUUUAUUGAUAUCCAUUGGAAACUUCAAAAGAGGAUCAUCCUGUUUUGCUUGAUCAAGGGUCAUACUGGAGAGAAGAUUGGGAAAAUGCUUGAGAAAUGUUUGCUGGAUUGGGGUCUAGAAGAUCUUUUUGGUGUGACUUUGGACAAUGUCAGUGCAAAUAGUGUCGCAAUUGAGUAUCUUCAAACCAGUGUCAUCAAUUGGACAGGAGCAGUAAUGAGAGCUCAAUACAUGCAGGUAAGGUGUGCUGCGCAUGUUCUUGCGCUUGUUGUCAAAGAUGAUGUGUUGUUGUAUCACAAGUCAGUUGGAAGGAUCAGAUCAGUUAUCAAGUUUGUUACCGAAUCUCCCUCUAGGUUGGCCAAAUUCAAAGAAUGUGCUGCUCUCGAGAAGAUUGAUUGUAAGAAGACGGUUUUCCUUGAUAUGAAGACCAGGUGGAAUGCUACGUAUCUGAUGCUUGAAGCUGCCAUUCCAUAUGAAAAGGUAUUUAAGAGGUUAGAAAGGGAGGACAAGAGCUUUCGUUCUAAGUAUAUUUUCAAAGAAUCUGAAAGUGAAGCUUUACCUAAUACCGAUGAUGAUACUGUUGUAAUUGAUAAUGAAGAUUAUUAUCUUAGUUCAUCUAGUGAAUCUGAAUGUGAGGGAGAUGUAUCUAGAAAGAAGAAUACUAAGAAAAAGAACAAGCCCCGUCAUCAUGCUCCCUAUGCUGCAGACUGGUCAUAUGCUAGGUGUCUUGUUAAGUGUUUAAAAAUAUUCUUUGAUGUUACUGUUAAGUUCUCGGCUUCAGUUCAGGUUACUUCAUAUGAAUUUCUAUGGCAGUUGGCAUUGAUCCAUGAACAGUUGGUUCGUCUUAGAGCUAUAGGAAACCGAGAUCCUCAUAUUUCUAGGAUGGCAGAAAUAAUGUUUCGGAAGUAUAACGCAUAUUGGGGGGAUUAUGAAGAUAUGAACUCUGUUAUGUAUUUUGCUAAGUUGCUUGAUCCUCGGGAGAAAGAAUCUGGUUUGAAAUUUGAUCUGGAAUGUUUGUAUGAGCAAGAUGAUUUCAGGGUUACAACUGUUUUGAAGGCUGUGAAACAAGAUAUGGGAAGACUUUAUGAUGAGUACACCAGCAUGUAUUCAAAUGCCAAUGCAGAGGAAGGUACUGGGUCAACAGCUGCUGCUGGUGUUGAUGACAUGGUUGUUUCUGUGCAAGAAGAGAACAUCGAGGAUAUGCUUGAAUCAAGGAAGAAAAGGCGAAGAAUGAAUGUUCAUAGCUAA